AUGUACAGCUCCAUCGUCAGCCUGGCCCUGGCCGAUCUGCUCUACCUCUCCACCAUCCCCUUCAUCGUCUGCACCUACCUGGCCCAGGACUGGUACUUCGGCGACCUGGGCUGCCGCAUCCUGCUCAGCCUGGACCUGCUCACCAUGCACGCCAGCAUCUUCACCCUCACCCUGAUGUGCACCGAGCGUUACCUGGCCGUCACCCGGCCCCUCGACACCCUGAAGAGGUCCAGAGGCUAUCGGAAGGACGCCGUCUGGUCGGUGUCGCUGCUCCUCACUCUGCCCAUGAUGCUGAUGGUCACCCUGACCGAGGGGGGCAAGGCAGAGGGCAAGGUGAAGAGGAUGUGUGCGCCCACCUGGAGCGUGGAUGCCUACCGGACCUACCUGACGGUGCUCUUCAGCACCAGCAUCAUGGCCCCGGGAAUCAUCAUCGGCUUCCUCUACACGCGCCUGGCCAGGACCUACCUGGAGUCCCAGAGGAACCCUCCCCACAAGGAGAAGAGCAAGAGAUCCCCCCGGCAGAAGGUCCUCAUCAUGAUUUUCAGCAUCGUGCUGGUCUUCUGGGCCUGCUUCCUGCCGUUUUGGAUCUGGCAGUUGGUGCGGCUCUACAGCAGCUCCCUGCAGCUCACCACCCAAACCCAAAAGUGCAUUAACUACCUGGUGACCUGCCUGACCUACAGCAACAGCUGCAUCAACCCCUUUCUCUACACCCUGCUCACCAAAAACUACAGGGAGUACCUGCGCAACAGGCACCGUAACUUCUACAGGUUCACGUCCUCCUUUCGCAAGAGAGGCUCCAACCUGCAGUGCUCCUGGGGACGCUCCAUGUCCUCCAGCAACCAGUACGACUACAGCUCGGAGGCACUGGGCAUGGCCACGCUGAAGGACAAGUGAGGAAGAGGAGGAGCUCCAGAGACACCGGGACCAGCAGAGCGUCUGGCCAAGGGCUUCUCUCAUUCCAUUUGACCUCGUGUUCCAUCCUCAGAGGAAUUACAUCAAGACUGGAUCCCCAAUGCCAUGGUCUGGGUUGCAGGUGAAGGAGAUGGUGAUGGCAUAGCGAGUGCCCCAGUGAACCUUUUCCACCCGAUGAAGGUUCUCUGAUCCAGAGGUGAAAAAGGAAACACGGCCUGGAAUGACAAAGUUUUUCAUCAGUGACAUGGACUCUGCCACUCAGCUAUCAGCUCUCUCUACAGUUUUGCUGUUGUCUCAGUCCAGCUGUUCCCCAGCAACCUGAGAGCCCAGAGGUCAUCACACAGACAA
Molecule: messenger RNA, 1260 nt
Organism: Acanthisitta chloris (rifleman)
Lineage: Eukaryota; Metazoa; Chordata; Aves; Passeriformes; Acanthisittidae
Product: urotensin-2 receptor-like
Biological process (GO): neuropeptide signaling pathway; blood vessel diameter maintenance; regulation of blood pressure
Cellular component (GO): membrane
Molecular function (GO): urotensin II receptor activity
Source: RefSeq, a predicted model, not a curated record